AUGCUUAUAGUCACGGCUUUUGGUUAUCCAAGAAAACUAGCUGGAAGUGUUCCAGAAGAAGAAGAAGAACCUAUGUACGCUUCCGACGAAAGCAAUAAAAAACCAAUACACAUCAGAAAUCCAGAAAAUAUGACUCACAGCGUUAAUCUAACUGAAAUUGGUGACAAAAAAAAUAAAACAAUAUACAUUGCAAAUCCAGAAAAUGUAACAAAUAACCCUAAUGUAACUGAAAUUGAUGCCGCAGUGACUACAGACAAUGUUACUGACAAUAGCACAUCAGUAGAAAGCAAUAACACUUCAGAAUAUGAAAAUGAUAACGAGGAAGAAUAUGAAGAGGAAGGUGAAGAGGAAAAUGAAAACAAUGACGAAAUUGAAUCAGUGACUCCUCAUGAUGACGAGAAGGGAAAUCCAAAGGAAACUAAGCAUGAGGUUGUAGAUGAAGCGAAAAUGCGCGAGCUACGACGAAAUAAGCGUAAAGGGCUUGUCAGAAAAUGCGUGUAUACCAGAUACGUGCGCAUCGAAGAUGAGUUCGGCUGCGAGAUGUGCACAUGCAUCUACGAGAAGGCGAUGAUGCUGUGCGCGCCGUUUGAAUGCAAGGACCGUGGGUUCCUGGGCGAGGAGCUCGACCCGGCUACCUAUAGCGAUUAUAUUUUAGCCGUUCCGAUUCAUUUUAGCGAAUACAGAUGCGACCGCGGAGAGACGAUUCAAGCCAGCCUCACCUGCGACUGUACGUGCAUCCAGCAGGAUAUCCUAUCCUGCCCGGUUGCCUGCCAGGUCGGCCGACCCCUCAGCUAGUGUGUUAACAGGUCGCUCAUGGACGAUGACACAUGUUGAAUUCCAUAGAAAAAACCUAGUUAAAUAAAGAGAUAAAGAUAAGAUAAA
Messenger RNA from Cydia pomonella (codling moth), 882 nucleotides. RefSeq lists its product as uncharacterized. The coding region runs from base 1 to 795 and encodes 264 amino acids. The record is from RefSeq and is a predicted model, not a curated record. NCBI's taxonomy places the organism in Eukaryota, Metazoa, Arthropoda, Insecta, Lepidoptera, Tortricidae. The transcript has 4 exons.